This is a messenger RNA of Scophthalmus maximus (turbot), 2074 nucleotides long. It is a transcript of the gene ccn1, whose product is annotated as cellular communication network factor 1. Gene Ontology annotation, molecular function: protein binding. The transcript has 5 exons. The coding region runs from base 205 to 1341 and encodes 378 amino acids. Lineage: Eukaryota; Metazoa; Chordata; Actinopteri; Pleuronectiformes; Scophthalmidae. Gene Ontology annotation, cellular component: extracellular region. Gene Ontology annotation, biological process: signal transduction. The record is from RefSeq and is a predicted model, not a curated record.
ACUACGGUAUAAAAGUCGGGAGGUGGCCCGGACCUCGGCAGACUGCAACCGCGCGCACCCAGGAGCCUCAUCCCGACUCCACGAGGAGCCUCGAACACCAGAGACUUACCCGCGCGGACGGAAUACCUGUAGGGAACUCCUGCGAACACUCGGAGCCGCACUUUUCAUUUGGGAAGCGGAUUGCCCACGAACAGUUCACCCAAGAUGCUGGUGCUUACUUUUGUCGCUGCCUUUUUUGGAAGCCUGAACCUGGUCCUCUCCUCCUCCUCCUCCUCCUCCUCCUGCGCCUCCGUGUGCGAGUGUCCGCUGGAGAUGCCCAAGUGCGCGCCGGGCGUCAGCGUCGUCCUGGACGGCUGCGGCUGCUGCAAGGUCUGCGCCAGCCAGCUGAACGAGGACUGCAGCCUGACGGAGCCCUGCGACCACACCAAGGGGCUGGAGUGCAACUUCGGGGCCAGCUUCGCUGCCGCCACCACCCGUGGCAUCUGCCGAGCCAAGUCAGAGGGCAGACCGUGCGAGUACAAUAGCAGGAUCUACCAGAACGGAGAGAGUUUCCAGCCCAACUGUAAACACCAGUGCACAUGCAUCGACGGCGCGGUGGGAUGUGUCCCGCUGUGCCCCCAGGAGCUCUCCCUGCCCAACCUGGGCUGCGCCAACCCCAGACUGGUCAAGGUCGCAGGCCAGUGCUGCGAGGCGUGGGUGUGCGACGACGGCAAGGAGACAGACAUCCUGGAGAAGAUCUUUGGAAAAGACACGAUGACGGAUGAGCUGGAAAGAGUCCUCACCAACAAGAAUGAGCUCAUCGAAAAUGUCAAGGGACAACUCAAGUCUCUACCUGCCUUCGGAUCUCAGCCCGAAGUCCACAUGUUUGACAGCCAGAGGUGCAUCUACCAAACCACACCCUGGUCCCAGUGCUCCAAGAGCUGUGGAACCGGCAUCUCCACCAGAGUCACCAACAACAACGGCGAGUGCAAGCUGGUCAAAGAGACGAGGAUCUGUGAAGUGCGGCCAUGCACCCAGUCAGCUUACUCCAGUCUGAAGAAAGGAAAGAAGUGCAGCAGAACCAAGAAGUCCAGUCAGCCGGUGAAGUUCACCUACGCCGGCUGCUCCAGCCUGAAGAAGUACAGGUCCAAGUACUGCGGCGCCUGCGUGGACGGGCGCUGCUGCAGCCCCCACAAGAGCAGAACCAUCCGGGUCAAGUUCCGCUGCGAGGACGGCGAGACCUUCAACAAGAACGUCAUGGUGAUCGAGUCCUGCAAGUGCACCUACAACUGUCCCCAUGCCAACGAGGCCUCCUACCCAUUCUACCGCCUCUCCAACGACAUCCACAAGUUCAGAGACUGAUUCGGCGACGAACGCGCUCGAACUCCUCAACGCGAGAAAGAGAUGAUCAGCAUCGCUGGCGGCCGGUGGCGGUCCGGACGAAUGCACGGGGUGUAAAUAGACCACCGAUCAACUACCAGCUUCUUGUUGUAACUAGAUUCCCAAGGAAUUGUGGGCUUACAUCAUGAGGACUUUAUGAAGUGCACUGUUUGCUGUGACUACAUCAGCAUUCUUAAUAAGAACUGCUUCGUAUUAAUGGAGCAUCCGAAGUAGCUUCGUUAUGGAGCAACCUGUAAUUAAUAUUUGUACAUUUGAGUUAGUCGCUGAUAUCAAUUCACUGUGUAUAUGUUUGAUCCUUUACGUUGGACUUGACCCAGACUGUAGACUUGCGUGGGCAUAUGUAGAUAUGCGCACGCGCAACUUCAAUUAGCAUACCAUCCUGUAUCUUAAGAACAAGACACCGAAAUGCAAACCCCUCGACUUGUUUGACGAGCGCGCGGUUUCAUUCCUUCCUGACGUGGGCAUUAUUGUUCAUGUUUCGUGGCAGCUAUUGAACUCCCUUCAUGAAAAAAAUGACAAAGCGAAAAACAUGUUAAAAAGGAUGAAUGAAUGUUUUUAUUAUUGUUAUUAAUAUUAUUUAUCAGAAAAAAUGUAGCUACUUUAUUUGGAUAUUAUGUGUCAUACUGGAAUAAAAUUGUAAAAUGAUUUAAUUUUAUAUGCUACAAAAUAAAACUGAUUUAUUUAUGAAAUAUAA